Molecule: messenger RNA, 1239 nt
Organism: Linnemannia hyalina
Lineage: Eukaryota; Fungi; Mortierellomycota; Mortierellomycetes; Mortierellales; Mortierellaceae
Source: the annotation of a GenBank genome assembly
AUGGCAUCAGAACCCUUUUUGAGCGGCGCUCUUCGCAAGAAGCUCCAGGGAUAUGUUGGUUUCGCCAACCUGCCUAACCAGGUUCACCGCAAGUCCGUCAAGAAGGGCUUCAACUUUACCAUCAUGGUCGUCGGCGAAUCUGGUCUCGGCAAGUCGACGCUUGUCAACACCUUGUUCAACGCCCCCUUGUACCCUCCCAAGGAAGUCGUUGGUCUUUCGCAGGAGAGCCCCAAGACUGUUGGCAUCCAGGUCUUGAACACGGACAUUGAGGAGAACGGCGUCCGUCUGAAGUUGAACGUUGUCGACACACCCGGCUUUGGCGACUUUAUCAACAACGAGGAGAGCUGGAAGCCCAUUUUGGAGACGAUCGAGAGCAGAUUCGACGCAUUCCUCGAGCAGGAGAACAGAGUCAACCGCAGCAAUAUCACCGAUACCCGCGUGAACGCCUGCUUGUACUUUAUCGCCCCCACAGGCCACUCGCUCAAGGCGCUCGACAUUGAGUUCAUGAAGCGUCUUCACAACAAGGUCAACCUGAUCCCCGUCAUUGCCAAGUCUGACACCAUGACCAACGAGGAAGUUGCCGCCUUCAAGGAGCGUAUUCUGUUGGAUAUUGCUCACCACAACAUCAAGAUCUACCACGCCCAGCAUUACGACUGUGACGACCAGGAGACCAUCAACGAGACCAAGGACGUCAUGAGCAAGGUCCCAUUCGCAAUUGUGGGAUCGGACAAGGGGGUCGAGACAUCGGACGGCCGUGUGGUCCGAGGCCGCAGCUACCCCUGGGGCACAAUCGAGGUCGACAACGAGGACCACUGCGAUUUCGUCAAGCUUCGCCAGAUGCUCGUCCGGACCCACAUGGAGGAGCUCCGCGAGUUCACAAACGACAUCCACUACGAGAACUACCGUACCGAGAAGCUCGUCGGAUUGGGUUACCAACAGGACCAGACUGUCUUCCGUGAGAUUGACCCACUUGCCAAGUUGGCCGAGGAGCGUGCGUUGCAUGAGGCCAAGCUGGUCAAGAUGGAACAGGAUAUGAAGCAUGUCUUCCAGCAGAAGGUUCAGGAGAAGGAGGCCAAGUUGACACAGUCAGAGGCCGAGUUGUAUGCGAAGCAUAAGGAGAUGAAGGAUGCGUUGGAGAAGCAGAGACUGGAGUUGGAGGAUAAGAAGAGGCGGAUUGAGCAGGGCCGUCCCCUCACGCCGGAGAAGAAGAAGAAGGGCUUUGGAUUCGCCAACAAGUAA